AAAAAAAAAAGGUAGCAUGAGUCACCUUAUAUCUCGUUUACAUUUGAAGAAAAUUCAGACAAUUUCAGCAUCAUUUGGCGAAUUUUAUGGAUGUUUUUAAGAAUUCUCAAAUCAAAUCAGCCCACUCAAAAUCAAUAUAAUCCAGCAAAUUUCAGCACAAGGUCUUUUUUUACGAGUUUAAGGUAGGUAGAAGAAAACUCAGAGAGAUGGAUAGGGUGUUCUCAAUGGGUGAGAUCAUGGACCAGUUCUGGUCGCCGCAGCCGCCGUCGAUUCCGCAGGAUUUGGAAGAGAAUGAUGAGGAGGAGCACUCAUCAUCCUCCGCCACUGCUCCCUCGUCCUCAUCGAACGCGAUGAAGAUGAACCGGAACUCAUCAGAAUGGGCAUUUCAGCGCUUCCUACAGGAAGCCGCCGCACCUGAUCAUUCCCCGGCAACAUCGAUGCAUCCCCAAAACGCCGAUGUUGUGGAGAUCGAAGACGAUAGUCAGCAUCAGCAUCGGGAGAUGGCGGCGGCGGUGGCUGAGGGUUCUUUACAGCCUGCUAUUCCGGUGAAUUUUGAUGAUUACCAGGCCUUCCUUAAAAGCCAACUCGAGUUGGCUUGUGCAGCCGUCGCGUUUACCCGGGCAGCUAAUGUAAAGGAUCAAGAUUCAGCAGUUGGGACUACUGAUAACGGGACACAGGCCUCUAAUUCAUUGCAGCCGGGGUCUCAGGUUCCUCAGGAAGCUGGACCGGGUUUAUCAAAAGACCAAGAUAAGGACACUAGUGUACCAAUUGGUGUACCUUCCCUGCCUGCAAUGCCAAGAAAACCUGUGACACAGAUGAAGUCAAUAACAAGUGGAUCAUCUGGGGACCAGUCAGAUGAUGAUGAAGCUGAGGAAGACGCAGAAACAACUGAGAAUAUGGAUCCUACAGAUGCAAAACGCAUGAGGAGAAUGGUUUCAAAUAGAGAAUCUGCUAGACGCUCGAGAAGAAGAAAGCAAGCACAUUUGUCUGAGAUCGAAACACAGGUCUCUCAACUAAACGGGGAAAACUCUUCUUUACAAAAGCGCUUCUCUCACAUAAACCAUAAGUACAGUGAAGCAGCCGUUGAUAAUAGAGUUCUGAAAGCUGAUGUUGAGACACUGAGAGCAAAGGUGAAAAUGGCAGAAGAAACUGUUAAAAGGGUUACCGGAUUGAACCCGCUUUUCCAAGCAAUGUCUGAAUUAUCCACGAUGGGUUUGCCGUCUUUUGGUGUUAGUUCUGAUACAUUAGCAGAUGCUGGUGUACCAGUACAAGAUGUCCCAAACCAGCAUUAUUAUCAAGCUCCUAAUAAUCACAUAUCAACAAACGACCAUAUGAUGCAAAACAGUUUGGUAAAUAUUCCCCCGGUUGAUAACAUAAAUCAGAAUUCAGCAACAGAACAAGCCAGGGAGGACGAGGUGGGAAGAACAGUUUCUGUGCAGCAAGUGGCUAGCUUGGAACAUCUGGAGAAGCGAAUCCGUGGUGGGCCAGGACACCAGUAAGUUUAUGUUGAAGAUCUUGACAGAAAAGCCCUCACCAACUUCUAUUGGUGUAUAUACAGAAAUUCGUCAUGGAAAUGAUUUUAUCGUUGUAACGUUGACAAGCAAAGUUUUUUUUUUCCCUUUAUUUCUCGGUUCCAAAAUUUGAAUAACUCCUGAAUAAAUGUGAUGCAGUAUGAGAACAGCAGACUUUCUAA
Olea europaea var. sylvestris is the source of this 1693-nucleotide messenger RNA. Its product is annotated as light-inducible protein CPRF2-like. The coding region runs from base 207 to 1499 and encodes 430 amino acids. The transcript is spliced from 6 exons. Gene Ontology annotation, biological process: regulation of DNA-templated transcription. Gene Ontology annotation, molecular function: DNA-binding transcription factor activity. NCBI's taxonomy places the organism in Eukaryota, Viridiplantae, Streptophyta, Magnoliopsida, Lamiales, Oleaceae. The record is from RefSeq and is a predicted model, not a curated record.